Messenger RNA from Nothoprocta perdicaria, 2128 nucleotides. RefSeq names its product telomeric repeat binding factor 2 (gene TERF2). The record is from RefSeq and is a predicted model, not a curated record. Gene Ontology annotation, biological process: protein localization to chromosome, telomeric region; negative regulation of telomeric D-loop disassembly; protection from non-homologous end joining at telomere. The coding region runs from base 74 to 1462 and encodes 462 amino acids. The transcript has 9 exons. Gene Ontology annotation, molecular function: protein homodimerization activity; double-stranded telomeric DNA binding; G-rich strand telomeric DNA binding. Lineage: Eukaryota; Metazoa; Chordata; Aves; Tinamiformes; Tinamidae. Gene Ontology annotation, cellular component: chromosome, telomeric region; shelterin complex; nucleus.
CGCCUGUCGCCCCGCAGCGCUGCUCGUGCGGCCGCUCGAGAAGGAGCCGGCGGUGGCGAAGCUGCUGCGCGUCAUGCAGUUCCUGUCGCGCAUCGAGGAGGGCGAGAACCUCGACUGCACCUUUGAUAAGGAGUCAGAACUGACCCCUCUUGAGUCGGCGAUUGGUAUUCUGGAGCUCAUCCAGAAAGAGUUCUCCGUGGCCGAAAAGACGAUGGAAUCUAUCCAGAAAAUGGUGAAAGAAGCUGCUGUUAUAGUUUGCAUCAAAAAUGGAGAGUUUGAUAAAGCCUCUAAAAUCAUCAGGAGACACAUGGGGAAGACUCCCAUAAGCCAGAAAAUGAAGACAGAGUUUCUCAAUAUUAUCCGGGAGAGGAAUUUGGCUCAUCCAGUGAUCACCAACUUCUCUUACAAGAGUUUUCAGCACAGCAUGUUCCAGUUUGUGGAGAUCUAUGUGGAUGAUUCGGAGCCGUUGCUGGUAACGAUGGUGAAAAAAAUGUUCAAUUCAGAGUGUGCUGAAGAACCAAAAUGCCCAGCAGCAGCUCCUGAGCCUGCAAAUGGACUGCCAGACCCACCAGGUACUCCCAAGCCUGCAGAAAGAGCACAGGAURUGGCAGGAGCUCCCACGUCUGCAGAAGGGGCAGAGAACCAAGCAGUAACUCCUGAGCGUGUAGAAACAGCAGCUAAUAUCUUGGAAGAGUCUCAAGAGCCCAUGGAAAUAUCUAAAGAACCAGCAGCAGCAGCUCCAGAACCUGUGGAAGUGUCCUCCAAGAACUCAGAAAGGCAGCCCUCUGGAAGUGUAACCACAUAUGGGAUUUCUGUUCUGAGAGAAGCCUUCAAGAUUCUGUCGGACUCCCAGGAUUCUGAUGCGCUCUUCACCAAACUGGAUGAAACAGACAUUUCUUUCCCCAAGCAACUAUCUCCUUCUGUAUCCCACAGAACCAAGAAACGGAAAGAAGUGGAGAAUCAAGAUUCUGAGAUCUCAGAGCCUCCUGAAACACCCCAUAAGGGCAAACGCUUGUUGACCAUAAGCAAACUGGUCAUGGAGCAGGAGAGCCAGUGCAGCGAGUUGAGUGAGAGCCCAGACUCAUCCCAGGAGCCAGUUGUAUCUUCUGCUUCCAGACCUGCUCAGAAAUCGCAUGACCAGCCUGGGUCUACUAAAAAUCUCAAGCUCUCCAAAGCAAGGUGGAACAGCUCAUUUGCUGAACAAGGAAAAGAUGUUUGGAGCGAGGAGGAUGACCUGUUCGCAGAUGCAGUGUCACUUGAGACGAACAGCCACAACUCUACGGUCUUCGGUUCCAAGAAGCAGAAAUGGACAAUCCAGGAGAGUGAGUGGAUCAAGGAAGGAGUGAAGAAGUUUGGGGAGGGCAGAUGGAAGUCCAUUUGCCAGAAGUAUCCCUUCCAGAACCGCACAGCAGUGAUGAUCAAGGAUCGCUGGCGGACCAUGAAGAAGCUGGGAAUCCUCUAGAAGUGGAAGCCCAGGGAGCUUCAAAGCAGAACCUUUCUUUGCCUUUGCAAGAUGGACCAGAACGAUAACAGCAGAGAGGUUCCAGCGCCCUUCCCUGAGGGCUGCUGGUGGCUGCUGGGCUACUUGGUGCUGGAGAGCCCUGCAGCAGACAGCACUGGUGUUCAAUGGGAAUGAGGUGCCUUCUCUUUCUCGCUGUAGCUGCCACGUUUACAUCUGCAGUUGGCAGAAGCUGUUCAGCCUGAUGGCCAGUUACUCAGACGUGGCCUGGAGUGAGACUCUCUUCCAUCUGCAGCCUUUGCAGACUGGAUUUCAGCUUCGUGKGCUGCCAAAAUGAAAGUUUUCUCUGCUCAGAUGCUGUCAAAUCAGUGGCUAUUUUUAUAUGUUUUAAUUUGUCUUAAACUGCUUGUGUGGUUUUUUCUUUAUUUUUUUUUUGUCUGCACUCUGUCCCUCUCGCGAGGGGCAGAAGGCAGUCCCAGAGAUUCUGUGGUAAGAAAUUUGGCAAGGUGAUUUGUUCUUUCUUUUUUUACAUUUCUCUCUGCUUUGUAAAUAUGUAGCUUGCAAGUGGGAAUUUCUCUCCCCCACCCUCCCCUCAAGAUUMUUGAGGUUUUGACAAAUGCCUGUUUUUUAUUUCAGUAUUAGGUAUUGAUCAUUCCCACGUUAAAAGUU